Acanthoscelides obtectus is the source of this 1328-nucleotide messenger RNA. Lineage: Eukaryota; Metazoa; Arthropoda; Insecta; Coleoptera; Chrysomelidae. The record is from the annotation of a GenBank genome assembly.
UGCUCGUCGGCGACAACAUAGUGAUAACAGUUCGAAUUGUGAGUGUUGUUCGGAAGGUUUCCAUAAAAAUGCCCAAACGACGUUUGUCUAGCCAAGACAAAUAUGGUGAGAUUGAAAAAUUAAAGAAGCAAUUUCGACAAAUGCAGGAGCAUCUAAAUAAAAUUUGUGAGUCCCGUGAAUCUAGUGAUUCAUCAUCUGCAAAAUGUACAAGUACAUCAGGAUUGAGACCGGACUCGCAGGAUAAUGUAGGAAAUGAAUUGCACGAGGAAAUAGUCGUUCGUUGGGACAGCCUUUUAAAAAAAAGGUUUACCAAGGACCAACGAGAAGAGUUGAUGACAAAGUUUAAAAUACCUUCAAAUUGUAAGGUUUUGCAACCUCAUCAAAUAAAUAAUGAAGUCGAACCAUGCCUAAUAAAAUCUCUUCUUGAACACGAUCGUUUUAUGAGAGCCUUACAACAACAGUUGGCUCACGGUCUGUCAGCAGUAGGGGCUGUUAUGGAGACUAUGAUGCCUAACAAAGAACAGGCUGAUACCAUGAAAUCAUUGGUAGAGGCCUGCCAGUUAUUUACUGACGUUCACCAUGGGCUUUCAGUUCACCUUAGAUUUAAAGUUAUACCACAUUUAAAUCCUGAAUGUAAGAGGGUGGUAGACAACUUUGAAAUAGAUGAUUUUUUGUUCAAUACAAAAUUCGCUGAAACAAUGAAGAACAAACAGGCAAUAAAAAAGGCCGGUACUGAUUUUAAGAAGAAAACUUGGCACUCCAAUUUUAUAGGACCUUCAGGAUCUGCGAUACCAAAUAAUAAUAAAUUUAAACUACCGGCGUGCGCUACCAAAAGGAAGAAUGAAAGAGAAGGGGAGGCGAGAAGAGAGGAGACCAUUGGAACAACAGAGGAAGUUCAGAAGAGACCCCAAGAAGUACGAUCACCAGACAUAACUGCUAGAACAAAAGUCAGUAAUCACGCUGAACAUGAACUCUGCGUAGCCUCUGCUAUUGAAGACUUCAUUAAAAGAACUAAAUCAUUUCGUAAUACUGAGGAAAUCUUAAUACUUACACACAAAAAACCAUAUCCCGCAUCUCCGCAAACAAUAAGUCGAUGGAUUAAGAAAACCUUACACUUAGGAGGUGUAGACACAUCAGUUUUCUCAGCGCACAGUGUACGCCACGCUGCAACCUCUGCUGCACUUAAAGCAGGCGUAACCAUAGAUGUAAUUAAAAAUACAGCAGGUUGGACUCCUGCCUCGAAUACCUUUUUUAACUUUUAUAAUGGGCCUGUAGAAGAUCCUCAGACUGCUUUGGCCAAUGCUAUUGUUCAAUUAGGAUCUAAAUAA